AUGGAAACCGAAAGUCAAGGCAGACAGGGAAAACGAAUGCUAAAAAAAGUUUUCGCCAGAACCGCUCUCAUCAUGAACAUAAUCGUCGUUGGGCUGAACGGGACGCCCCACACUUUCACGGUGCAGCCGCACGACACGGUGGGCUCCCUGAAGAGCCAGAUCCAGGCCAAGCUGGGACACAGCUCCCGGGGCCAGAGGCUGCUGUACGACAACGGCGCCAGGACGCCUCUGAACGACGACUCCAGGGCCCUCAGCUCCUACGGCCUCCAGCACGGCUCCCGGGUCUCCCUGCUCCUCACCCAGCCGGCCACCGUCCAGGUGUUCCUCAAGAACGAGAAGAACCAGACGACCACCUACGACGUCAAACCCGACCAGACCGUGGACGAGUUCAAGAGGGAGGUCCACAAGAGAGAGGGGGUCCCGGAGAGCCAGCAGAGGCUCAUUCACGAGGGCAAGGACAUGGCCUCCGGGUACAAACUGGCGGACUACAACGUCAGAGAAAUGAGCACCAUCUACCUUACUUUCCGCCUCAGAGGAGGCUAA
This is a messenger RNA of Menidia menidia (Atlantic silverside), 543 nucleotides long. The record is from the annotation of a GenBank genome assembly. NCBI's taxonomy places the organism in Eukaryota, Metazoa, Chordata, Actinopteri, Atheriniformes, Atherinopsidae.